UAUUGAAAUUUCUCACACCUAUAAAACCAGAACUCAACAAAUCACAAACACUCACACAUAACACAAACACUAAAUCAACACAAUGACUAGUAACCAAAAUUUUAAGAAUGCUGUCAUAGCAUUCUUGGUUCCUCUUCCUUCCAUAAUCUUCUAUCUCACCUUCCUCAACAACUACCACUCAUCAAUCACCAAUCCAAACAACUCUUCUUUUCUCUCAUCUCUAUGGACAUGGUGCUAUCACCACCCUCUCCUCUUCGCCAACGCCCUCUUCUUCCUCAACGUCAAUCUCCUCUUCUGGCUCAUUGGUCAAAUCCAAUCUAGUCACUGGAUGAUUGAUCCAUAUUGGACUGUGAUUCCUGUGAUGCUUGUUCAUUACUAUGCAACUCACCCUUUGGCUCAAUAUGAUUGGUGGAGGUCAAAAGUUGUGAUUUUUUUGACAUGGGUUUGGAGUAUUAGGCUCACUCAUAAUUACUUCAGACGUGAAAAGUGGCAAUGGGGUGCUAGAGAAGAUUGGCGUUUCACUGAGAUGAGUCAACAGUAUGGAAAACAUUGGUGGUGGAUUUCAUUCUUUGCUGUUUAUGUCUCACAGCAGAUGUUUUUAAUUGGACUGUCACUUCCUUUAUAUAUAGUACACUUUGUCAAUAAGCCUUUGAGUAUCUUGGAUUUGGUGGCGGUUCUUGUUUGUUUAAGUGGCGUUGUUAUAGCGUACUUUGCUGAUACACAGCUUCACGACUUUAUGAGUAAAAACGACAAGCUAAAAGGGCUUGGUAAGCCUGUUGUCCCUGUACUUGAAAAUGGUUUAUGGUAUUACAGUCGGCAUCCAAAUUACUUUGGUGAGACACUAUGGUGGUGGGGACUGGUUGCGUUUGCAUGGAGCCUAGGACAUGGAUGGACCUUUGUUGGAGCUUUUGUUAAUACAUUGUGUUUGGUUUAUGUUACUAGGCUUGUGGAGGAGAAGAUGUUGAAACAAGAGAGUAGAGCAGAGGCGUUUAGGCUUUACCAGAAGACAACUUCUGUGUGGAUACCUUGGUUCAAGUCAUUUCCUUUGGGAGUUAAAAAUAAGAAUGCUUGAUGUGUUUUCUUAAUGCAAUGUUUGGUUUUUUGUAAGAUUGUCAUCUUGGUAUCAUGUUGAAUGUUGUGUUUUUUUUCCUUUCUUGAUUAUAUAGUAGAAUCUUGAUUUGCAUGUGUGCUAGUAAUGUAACACCAAUUCUUCAUAUUGUAUGUAUGUUAGAUUGUAUGAUUUGUAUUCCGACACCAACACAACAUUGAUACA
Messenger RNA from Vicia villosa (hairy vetch), 1273 nucleotides. RefSeq lists its product as uncharacterized. Lineage: Eukaryota; Viridiplantae; Streptophyta; Magnoliopsida; Fabales; Fabaceae. The coding region runs from base 83 to 1072 and encodes 329 amino acids. The record is from RefSeq and is a predicted model, not a curated record. Gene Ontology annotation, biological process: lipid metabolic process. The transcript is spliced from 3 exons. Gene Ontology annotation, molecular function: oxidoreductase activity, acting on the CH-CH group of donors. Gene Ontology annotation, cellular component: membrane.